AUGGCCUGUUUAGCCUUGCCCUUCCUCAAUUCUAAAAACGACGAGACUGGUGACAGAUGCUUUGAUCGAGCGGAAUCUCGAUACUUGUCCCCUGGAAACAUCUACCCAACGUGGUAUACUAUCCUGGUGGAGUUGGCACCUUCGCCACCACAGCAGUGCUUAAUAUCGUCACAGCGGAUGCUUGCCUAUUCUCCCUUGUACCAGCUCGCAUUUGUCCUGGAUACCCAGAUCUACUUAGUCCAGGCAAAGCUUUUCAUCGAGAUCAUAUUUCUGCUACAGUAUGAACUCGAGCACUAUGGAACCGAUUUCACGCUUCAAUUCAAGUGGCUUCACAACGAGCAAUAG
This is a messenger RNA of Phytophthora nicotianae INRA-310, 345 nucleotides long. RefSeq lists its product as hypothetical. The transcript is spliced from 4 exons. Bases 1 to 345 code for a protein of 114 amino acids. NCBI's taxonomy places the organism in Eukaryota, Oomycota, Peronosporomycetes, Peronosporales, Peronosporaceae. The record is from RefSeq and is a predicted model, not a curated record.